GUGCCGGUGCCUGCCAUCUCCCGGUGGGGAGUACCUUGUGAGCCAUGGACCUGAACAGGCGGAUGCGGCAGAACAACAACCGCUUUGUGCUGACCAUCAGCAGCAUUUUGGAGCGGUAUAAUCAACCUUUUGAAGAUGACUUGCUCAUUUCCAUGGAAACCCUCACUUAUGAGACAGCUGAUGGACCAAAGCCAUGGGGGCAUGUGUCAACCAAGCAGCUUAAAGAAUGGAAGGAGGAAGCAUUUAAGGUAUCUGAUGAAGAAAAUGAUACCAGUAUGGCUGUUGUGAGCAGCAAGAAUGAAGCCACUUUCUCCCAGCAUCUGUUUGGACAUGAUGGGAAAAUUCCAGAGCUAGUCAAAGUGGAUCCAAUAGUGCAAGAUUAUGGCAGAAGAAUUCCGGAGUGGAUGACGGUAGCACCUCAAGCUUCGUCAAUAGAUCUUCCUUUGGCUUUGCCAGGACAAGAACUGAGUGGUACAAUUAAACCUGUUGAGUACAAGCAGGCUGCUGUUUGCAGAAGGGAAGAGCUGUCAGAUGAAUGCUCCUCUUCAAGAUCACUAGAGUUACAGCUUUCUAGUAUCCCCUUUUCACCAAAUGCAAUAACCAUACGCAGGCAUCCACCUUAUCCAGAGCUGCACACCUCCUGUGACAGCAGCUUAGAAGAGGAGCAGUCUGGAGCUGAGGAAGGCUCCUGGAGCAACCUCACUCUCGCAGACCUGUAUCCAGUGAUGGUGGAGAUCAUCAAAAGGCGCAUGACAAAGCACUCUCUGAAGAAACAGCUGAAAUACAUGUUUGGACACUUAAGAUGCAGAAGAUGGCGCUCUAGAACGUCAAGGCUCAACAUCACUGUAGACAAGAGAGGGUUCAGACCUUUGAGAACGAAGCAAGCCCUGCCUAGCAUAUGCAGCAGUAGAAGAGAAGACAUCCAGAAUAAAACUUUUGAAUGUGAGGACAGAGAACUUCCUGAUGGCAACUGUUCCAUUAAUGACUCCUCUGCUCUGGUCCCUUAUUCUUGUAGUGCUACAGAUGGAAACGAAGUGAACUACUGUGACUCAAGUUUGGAACAGCAUUUGGUAUUUGGAAAAGGCCAAAAUGCCUCCAAAGAGCCUCUUGAUAAUAUUGUUAGAAUGGGAGAGACCUUUCUAGUUGAAGAUAAGCUGCAGACUGCCUCACUAGAGGAUUCAAAAUGCAAACAAAGUGAAAACUUGGCUUACAAAGGUUCCUCAGAAGGCAGUUUUGUAGCAUCUGCUGCCAGUUCAGGGUCAGCAGAGGUGCAUUUGGUGAGCAAGAGUAACACUCAGCCUGCCUUGCCUUGUGAGGAUACCUCAGAGCUGUGUCCAUCCCCUGACAUUUCCUAUGGCGAUCGUAACACUUCUGCACGUCUCAUGAACUGUGAUCUCGCAAGAGCAUCAAACACUUUGCUUGUACAUCCCAGAACAGCCACUCCUGAAAGAAACAGUUCUUUCCAGCGCAGGAACUCCUUUUCCUCACUGCCUCUGAAGCAGAGACUCUCAGAGACUGCCCAGAAAUAUGAAGAUGCAUUUGAAAAGCUCUACAGUGAACUGUCUUCCAAAGAAAACCCAAAACUUUUGGCCUUGAUGAGACCUCAUUCGGAUUCACAGAACCCUGAAGAGAAAGGGAGAUUGGUGAAGAGCAAUUUCAGUGUUUCUGUGAAGUCUGACACAGAGUUUGAUAGAGCAUUUGACAGGGUCUAUGAGCAGCUGUGUGGUGGCCCUACCCCAAAACUGCCUGGGCUGCAGACAGCUUUGGCUUACAGGAGAUGCGAAGGAAUACCGAUGUCUGAAACUGUAAAUGCUCUUGUUAACUCCCCUGUUCGAGCUUCAUCUCAGCUCCUUGGAGUUAAAAGGCAAGGGAACUUUCAGUCUUACCAUUGCUCAACAGUAAAGCGACAGAGAGAUGUACCAGAAAGUUCUUGGCCUUCCCCAAAACGCCAGCAGGCUUCUCAGGGAAGAAACAUUCAUAUGAGAACAGUUGGCGUGGACUUUUUGAGCCCCCACAACAGCAGCAGCCCCAGCUUUUCCGCCAGUCCCACCGGUCAGAGCCAGGAUAAAACCAGCAUGGAGGUUUGGGAGAGCUCAAGAGUAUCCAGAAAAGUAAUCUACCUGGAUGGAGAAGACCAAAAGCCUGGCAAACCUUUGGACAACCUCCUGGUCAAAACUCACUGA
Molecule: messenger RNA, 2183 nt
Organism: Dryobates pubescens (Downy woodpecker)
Lineage: Eukaryota; Metazoa; Chordata; Aves; Piciformes; Picidae
Gene: HJURP
Product: Holliday junction recognition protein
Exons: 9
Coding region: 45-2183 (712 amino acids)
Biological process (GO): CENP-A containing chromatin assembly
Cellular component (GO): chromosome, centromeric region
Molecular function (GO): histone binding
Source: RefSeq, a predicted model, not a curated record